AAAGAACCAGCCGAUUUUCGUCAGUGGAAUCGAUUCGAAGAGCAGCGAGGACCCUUCCAAAUGUUCUAUUCUUCGAAGAAAUUCACCAUGAAACGUUGCUCCAUCGUUUGUUCUUUCACAUUUAUUUUAUUGACUUCUGCAUCAGCUUGGCCGUUUCGGCGUCGAGACGUGCUGGAUAAUGCAGUGGAUAGUCCUGAUGGAGUGAUCGCUCAUCUACAACAUUUUGGCGAGAUGCUGUAUCGCAAUCCGGACAACGAAACUGGAGCAAUGGUAGCGAAUUGGCACGAGGGCUGGGAUCGCAACCCGGAAGAAUUGGGCAACUACGCGGAAGGUGAUAUUUUGUUUCCGCCACAACUUGAGAAGAAUGGUUUGAGAGCGGAAGCUGCGCGAUGGCCUGGUGGUGUAGUACCCUAUAUGCUUAGUCCUUAUUUCAACUCGGCGCAGAGAAACUUGAUUUACGAAGCUAUGAACGAUUACCAUAAGUUCACGUGUAUUAAGUUCAAGCCCUAUACUGGGGAGGAGAACGAUUACAUCAGGAUCACGGCUGGUAAUAGCGGUUGUUGGAGCAGCGUGGGAAGAAUCGGUGGUCGACAAGACGUGAAUCUUCAAGUCCCAGGCUGUAUGGUGAAGAAAGGAACAGUGAUACACGAACUGAUGCACGCCAUUGGAUUUCUGCACGAGCAAAGUAGAUAUGAACGGGAUGAGUACGUCACGAUUCAGUGGAAUAACAUUUUAAGCAGCCAAGCUGGGAAUUUUGAGAAAGCCUCGAAGGAAACCACCGACGCAUUCGGGGUCGGAUAUGAUUAUGGUAGCGUAAUGCAUUACUCUGCAAACGCGUUUUCCCGGAAUGGACGUCCCACCAUAGUACCAAAAGGCGCGACGAAGGUUCAACUGGGUCAAAGAGAGGGAUUCAGCAAGAGAGACAUACAGAAGAUUCGAAAAAUGUACAAGUGCAACAAACGCAGACGAAGCAGCUAUUGAUUGCCGGAAACAUGGUCGACCAGAACUUGAAGGUUUCUUACGGACUUCCAUUGGAACGUAGCAAAGAGAAUCGUGAAUCUAGUCCUUUACAAUUAAAUUACACUGCGUUACUUUUAAACGACGUCCAACUUUAGUUUGAUCAAGAUUUAUAAAAAAGAAUGGCACUUUGAAGUGGAAAUGGUAAAUCGAUAUCAACGACGAAGCGGAACUUGCAUUCGGAACAGUCUUUUUUAUCCAUAUGUGUGUGUGUGCGUGUGUAUGUAUAUAAAUAAAUAUUUGUAUUUAUAAGCAACAGUAUUUAAGCGAAUGUUGCUUAUGUUUGAUUUAUAACACUGUAGUUGAACAUAUGAUAAAUAAAUGCAUAUUUUAAGAAUUCACGCGUGUAGCCAACGUGUCUACAUUUUGCAGUUGUCCUGCUGGCCUUCUCGCAUUGACAAAAUAUUCUAGGGUGAAACUAAACGCGAACUGGGUCACGGAGAUAAAUUCAGUGAGAGAGA
Messenger RNA from Bombus pascuorum, 1478 nucleotides. RefSeq names its product zinc metalloproteinase nas-4-like. Gene Ontology annotation, molecular function: zinc ion binding; metalloendopeptidase activity. Gene Ontology annotation, biological process: proteolysis. NCBI's taxonomy places the organism in Eukaryota, Metazoa, Arthropoda, Insecta, Hymenoptera, Apidae. The transcript is spliced from 4 exons. The record is from RefSeq and is a predicted model, not a curated record. The coding region runs from base 61 to 981 and encodes 306 amino acids.